AUGUCCGGGGCUGCCCUGUCCCAUCCCAUGCUUGCAGACUCGGACGACGGAGAAGAAAUUGAGCUUCUGAGAGCCACAAGUAAUGGUUUCCUAAAGGCAGUGGAAGACGAAGACCACGUGCGCACCCCCUCACGUACACACUCACUACUGAUCACAGCCACCUACGACAGCGAACACGACACCAGGGACGUAGACGACUACGGCGAGGGUGCACUGAGUAGUGAUGUGGAGUCCUGCCCCAGAAAACAGGUGCAGGUGCAGACCAACUCCGCGAGAGGUCAGAGCGCCAAAGUACUGGUUCGGCCACGCGAUAGCAAGUGUAGUAGUGUGGGCUUGGCUGGGUACGGCCACCCAAGCAAACCUCACCCGCAGCAGACUCAGGCUGUCAAGGACGCAGUGAUGGUGCGCUCAUCCUCUCCGCUUGCACGCCCCACGCACGGUCAGACCCCCCAGAUACACCCCCCCACCCACACCAGCAUCAGCAUACAGGCCACCCAUACCAUCGACACACCCACUACCAGUGGCAGUGGUAGGAGUGCAUCGCCUACCAACACAUCUGUCCAGACACACGUGACACUACCCGCCUCUGGUACACACACGGUAGCUUCGGCGUUCUACCUGGAAACCGAUCCGGAAUCAAGCGCCCACGACCAUACCGGGACCAAUGAGCCGCGCACCGCUCCCCACACGACAGUGGACAAUAAACGAGGACAAGGAAUAACGGUGGCGGAGGUAGGUAGACCGUUGCGUGGGAGUAUUCGCAGCACGAGUGAGAGUGACUUGGCUGCCAUGGCAGCCGCCCUGCCCACCGCCAGUGCGGUUAAGCGUCGACCCAAACCACAGCCAAUGCGAUGCAGCGCGCCAAGUCUAACACAGUCGCAGUUGCGGAUGUUUAAGCAAGGCUUGGCCAGAGGGCAGGAUGACAGCGACGUGUCAGAUGACAGCACAGGCCACCACGACGCGGAAUGGCUCAGAGACGAGGCGCUGAGGAAACCGCUGGUGCUGCGGGGGGGGGACUUUGUGGUGGAGCCGAUUGUGGGCCACUGCGCCGAAGGCAGUCAGUAUCAACUGGACAUCCGCAACAACACCGGCUUCUACCAGAGCUAUUUCUUUGGCAAAGAGCAUGUCAACUACUUUGCCAUCGACCAGUACCUGGGUAAGCUGGUCAUCUCCAUCCGCAAGGAACGCGUGCGCAGCAACGACCCCAACAUGAAGGAUGCGCAGUACAGAGUGUGUUUCCGUUCGGAAAUGAGUGAGGACGAGAAUUUAGUCAUACCCGACACCUGGGUCAAGGGGUGGAAGAAGAGCAAAAGAGCAAGCAUGGCCACAAGUAAGGUGGCUAUACGCGAUGUGAUCAACUUUGCCUUACCCAGACUACAGCUACUGACCAAGCUCACGGCACCAGCGUCUGAAAAGGAGUCUCUGGGUGCCAAUCUGUCCAUGCUUUUGCUGGAUAAGGAUGAGCUCAUUAAAGCCUACAAAUUCGGAGUGAUGUAUUGCAAGGAGGGCCAGACAACGGAGAAUGCCAUGUUUGCAAACGAGCACGGCAGCGAGCACUACAACGACUUCUUGGAGUUGAUUGGCUCUAAAGUGCGGUUGAACGGCUUCAAAUCCUUCCGCGGGGGAUUGGAUGUCAAAGGGGAUACGACCGGAAAGUACUCCGUCUUCACCUUCUGGAACAAUCUCGAAAUCAUGCUGCAUGUCAGCACACUCCUGCCAUUCCAGGCAGACAACGAGCAACAGCUGUUUCGCAAAGCACACAUUGGCAACGACAUCGUGGUGCUGGUGUAUGUGGAGGGCGAUGCUGUCUUCGACCCUGCUGCACUGGUGGCGCAGUUUCCCCACGUCUUCAUUGUGGUCAGAUUAGAGCGCACUGAGCCGACCAGAAGAUACCGAGUGGAGGUGGCCGCCAGAAAAGGGGUGCCUGAAUUUCUGCCCCAAGUCCCAAUGUAUUUUGAACACGACAGCAAACUGCGCGACUUCAUCCUUUCGAAAAUGAUCAACGGAGAGAACGCGUCAUACAAAGCACCGAAGUUCAGGAAAAUUAGGCAACGCACCCGCAGGUUACUACUCAACAAUCUAUUCGACGAGUUUAUGCCUGGGCUCAGUCCAAAGUGACCGGCGCUGUCCUGAAAGUAUAGGUCCGCUAACACAUUGUAUGAGCCCCCACAGGCAUUUAGCUAAACCCCAAAACCCAGCCAGCCCUAGCAGAAGUGAUGGUUGGAACGAAGACACCUUUGUUUGUAAAUAAAUACUCCAUGCCCUGCAGACGGACUAUGGGAGUGCACUCUUGUGC
Sphaeroforma arctica JP610 is the source of this 2296-nucleotide messenger RNA. RefSeq lists its product as hypothetical. The transcript has 13 exons. The record is from RefSeq and is a predicted model, not a curated record. Gene Ontology annotation, cellular component: cytoplasm. The coding region runs from base 1 to 2118 and encodes 705 amino acids. Gene Ontology annotation, biological process: activation of GTPase activity; regulation of small GTPase mediated signal transduction. Gene Ontology annotation, molecular function: GTPase activator activity. Lineage: Eukaryota; Ichthyosporea; Ichthyophonida.